This is a messenger RNA of Naegleria gruberi, 825 nucleotides long. RefSeq lists its product as uncharacterized. NCBI's taxonomy places the organism in Eukaryota, Heterolobosea, Eutetramitea, Acrasida, Naegleriidae. Bases 1 to 825 code for a protein of 274 amino acids. The transcript has a single exon. The record is from RefSeq and is a predicted model, not a curated record.
AUGUCUGAAAAAGUUGACCUAGAAAGAGCAAAAGAUUUGUUUGGCUAUUUACACGAAGUAGUAUCACAAGCAGAAACUAGUCUUUCCAACAAACUACGUGAUGAUGAUGAUGAUUCGAAUAAUAUUCAACUAAUCCCAACCGAUGAAGAACUCAAUCGUUUAAUCACAAAAAACUUGUGGACUCUAAUCAAAUCUUAUGGUGUUCAUAUAAUUCAAUUAUUGGCACGUUUAUUGAAACUAAUUCCAACAAUCUUGUUGACAAUCGAAGGAGGAGCAGCCAACCCACAAAUAAUUGUUGGUUUGGUUAGAUCAGUUUUCGAACUUAUUGGAAUUUCACUUACAUUGACUGUUAAUGAUGGAAAGGCAGUGUUUCUCUUGUUUAGAAUUGCUAAACGGGCAUUACAAUUGAUUUUGAAACCAUUGAUGAAGGUAGUUUCUAAUAACAAGUUACCUAGUAGAGAGAGAGAAGAAAUUACUACAUUGAUUAGAGCUGCUCAACCGCUUGUGGAAUCUGAAAAACCAAACCAAAAACAAGCCCUCAAGUUAUUGGAAACUGCUCGUGCAGUAGAAAGUCAAUCAGAAGAAGAUGAAGCAGGUGACAGUAGUGAUAGCGAUGAUGAAGAUUUCAAUGUUCCAUCUAGAAGAAGAAGAUUCCACUCAUCCUCCUUGGACAAUAGAGCCAUGUACAGGAGAAGAAAUCAACCUAUUUAUCCAAGCUAUAAGAAACCGAGAAUGAAAUGGUGGAAAAUUGUGUUAAUUGUCUUAUUUACAAUGAUCGUUAUUAGUGGAAUAUUUACAUUUUUAAAAAUAAAUAAAUAUUUGUAA